AUGGUGAUAAUCAAUAAAGUGAGUGAGCCUUUGGAAGGCGCAGUCAUGGAAGAAGUGACCAAGGGAGUUAUGUUGGGAAUCCUAGCUGCUGGAAAAGAGUCCAACAAUCAUGACAACGCACCACCACGACCCACGACCAAACCCGCUCAGUCGCCUUCAUGGUUUGGAUCCACCGAAAAUCCGCCUAUAGAAACCAACAAGAAUCAAACCUUCCCAUGGGAUGCUGAAGCGGUAAAGCUCAUUACUGGUUCACGACGAGAUCAAGCCAGCAAACCUCUUGCUUCCAUUCUAAAGGAAGACUUGAACUUGAACUUGCUGACCGAAUUUGAAUCCUCCCCAGCAGCAGAUCCAAAUGCACCAAAGGAGUGGAACACCAGAUCGUGGAGAGUUGAAGAUAAUACGAUUCAUGGAUAUGUAGCGCAGAACGAUGACAUGGUGGUCCUUGCCUUUAGCAGUCGGCAGUCAGCUUUUGAUUGGAUUGCUGAUGUGGAUACCUCCACUGCCUUCUGGAAAAAGAAUUUGUCCUCCAUGUCCAAGGAGGAAAUGUCCAUGCCAUCGCCAGGCGUAUUUUGCAGUUUCUUUGGUGGUGGUGGAGCAUCCAUCUGUCAAUCAUCGUCUGAUAUUACAGUCAACCGAUACUUUUACCAACUCUUCCUGGAAGUCUGGCCCAAGAUUGAACAAUACAUUGAGGUGGUCUUGCGACCUAGUGGACGGCCUCGAACCCUGCACAUUGUGGGGCACUCUCUUGGUGGUGCUAUUGCCACUUUGGUUGGUUGCCAUUUGAUAUUGGAAUAUGAUUGGAAUCAACUACCGCAUGACCUCGUGGUAGUCACCAGUGGCAGUCCGCGCACAGUCAGCCCCCAACUGAAGUCCAUGAUCGAUGCGCGACGACGACUGUUUGCACUAAACACUCGUGUCUAUCGAGUUGUCAAGGGGGCGGAUGCCAUCAUUACCCUCCCUCCUCCACGUAGCAGUGGUGGACUAGAACACUUGGUGGAUCCAAUUCUCAUAACCGACUCGGGAGAAAUCGGGUGGCAUCUCAUGGGAGAGGCCUUUGAUACCAACGUGAGGCUGCUCCGAAAAGCACUCCAAAAUGCUCAAUUGAGCAAAUUUGUACAGCAUCACCGACAAGAUGCUGGUGAAGGUCGAGACGACAUGGACUACGGUCUUGGAGCUCCAAACAACUCGUUUGAAUAUUCAAAACUGGUGACUCGCUUGCCCAAAGCCCUUCGAGAUCAUCUCCCCAACUCCUAUUUGCAGCCCAUGUUGAAUGCCCAAGGAUGGAGGUAUGGAUCCAUUCGAGAAUGCUUUUCGGAAGAAUCCUAUAGACAAACGCCAGACCAACGACAGGCCAAGGCAAGAGAGAAUCGAGCCAAGCCAGCAAAUUACGUUCCCAAGAGGUUCCUUCGCCACGAGCACCCAGAAGAAGAAAUACACUGGUAG
Molecule: messenger RNA, 1443 nt
Organism: Cylindrotheca closterium
Lineage: Eukaryota; Bacillariophyta; Bacillariophyceae; Bacillariales; Bacillariaceae
Source: the annotation of a GenBank genome assembly